Molecule: messenger RNA, 1569 nt
Organism: Fusarium poae
Lineage: Eukaryota; Fungi; Ascomycota; Sordariomycetes; Hypocreales; Nectriaceae
Gene: ANP1
Product: Mannan polymerase II complex anp1 subunit
Exons: 5
Coding region: 1-1569 (522 amino acids)
Biological process (GO): cell wall mannoprotein biosynthetic process; protein N-linked glycosylation
Cellular component (GO): mannan polymerase complex
Molecular function (GO): alpha-1,6-mannosyltransferase activity
Source: RefSeq, a predicted model, not a curated record
AUGCCCUCCUAUGACUUGCCAGGUUCCAAUUCGAAGAUGAUGCCCCGGCACCACGCUGCCGCCUUUUCGAAUGGCUACCCACGCGGCAAUACCUUUGAUAUCUCACCACACAAAUUCCAACCUCGCGCAUACACACCCGCACAAAGACGUCGCAACAAGCUCCUGACUCGCCUGGGCAUUUGCGCAGUGAUCCUGUUUAUUUUUAGCCUUUGGCUUUGGCCUUCUAGCUCGGUGGCCUCCUUGGUUUCUUUUGGACUCCUUUCUUCCAGUGGUACUCCCGAGCUCGAGACGGUUCGAUAUUACGACUUGACUAAUGUUCAGGGUACCGCUCGUGGUUGGGAGCGCGAAGAGCGUAUUCUCCUCUGUGUGCCGCUUCGUGACGCCGAAGCGCACUUGGAGAUGUUCUUUUCCCACAUGCGCAACCUGACAUACCCACACCACCUGAUUGAUCUCGCAUUCCUCGUCUCCGACUCAAAGGACAAUACUCUCAAGGUCCUCUCCGAUAGUUUGGAGGCUAUUCAAGCCGACGAGGAUCCUAAGCAGCCUUAUGGCGAGAUCUCUAUCAUCGAGAAGGAUUUUGGUCAGAAGGUCAACCAAGAUGUCGAAAGCCGUCACGGAUUCGCUGCCCAGGCCAGUCGCCGAAAGCUCAUGGCGCAGGCGCGAAACUGGCUUCUGAGUGCGGCCCUGCGGCCUUAUCAUUCAUGGGUUUAUUGGCGUGACGUCGACGUCGAGACCGCGCCUUUUACCAUCUUGGAAGAUCUUAUGCGCCAUAACAAGGAUGUUAUUGUUCCGAAUGUGUGGCGACCCUUGCCUGACUGGCUUGGCGGUGAACAACCUUAUGACUUGAACUCAUGGCAAGAGUCCGAAACGGCUCUCGCUCUCGCCGAUACUCUUGACGAGGAUGCCGUCAUCGUCGAGGGAUAUGCCGAAUAUGCCACAUGGCGACCUCACUUGGCCUAUCUUCGUGAUCCGUUUGGUGACCCUGAUAUGGAAAUGGAAAUUGAUGGUGUUGGUGGUGUCAGCAUUUUGGCCAAGGCCAAGGUUUUCCGAUCCGGAGUUCAUUUCCCAGCUUUCAGCUUCGAAAAGCAUGCCGAGACAGAAGGUUUUGGCAAGAUGUCCAAGAGAAUGGGGUACUCAGUUAUUGGUCUACCCCAUUAUGUCAUCUGGCAUUUGUAUGAGCCCAGUGUGGACGAUAUCCGUCAUAUGGAGGAAAUGGAGAAAGAGCGACUUGCCCGCGAGAAACAAGAAGAGGAAAAGAAGAAGAAUCAGCAAAAGAUCAAAGAAGAGUACAGUGAUACCAGAAACGAGUGGGAGAAGGACAAGCAAGAGAUGCAGAACUUGGCAGCUCAACCAAAGCCUGUCGUCAACAACGCACCUGUGGCCCAGCCUCCCAAAGAGCAGCCUCCCAAAGAGCAGCCUCCCAAAGAGCAGCCUCCCAAAGAGCAGCCUGCCCAACAGGUCAACAACGUUCCUGGUGAUGCAGCACAAGGCGAAACUAAGCCACAAGUGGUCAAGCAGGAGGUUAAGCAGGCCGAAGAAGUCGCAAAGGAUGUGCCCAAGGCUGCCUAA